AUGCAUAGGUACAAAUCCCAGAGUCAAAAGCUUUCUUCAAUGGGUAGCACUCAACCCAAUGAGAGCUUCAACAAAACAGUUGCAUUAAAAGCUCCUAAAACACAGUUUUACAGUGGAUCCACCAGCUUGAACUGGAGGAUUGCAUCUGCUGUUGCACAAAAGAAUGAUGGACAAAGUUACCUACUGAAGGUGUACAGAGAACUUGGACUCUCUCCUGGGUGCCAUACACGAAGACUUGCCUUACUGCGUGACAUGCAGGCCAGGAAGAGAAAGGCGAUAUGUUCAACAUGGAAAUAUAAACUGAGGAGAAUUCAGCUCAAGAACAGGAAGUAA
Messenger RNA from Magallana angulata, 333 nucleotides. RefSeq lists its product as uncharacterized. The coding region runs from base 1 to 333 and encodes 110 amino acids. Lineage: Eukaryota; Metazoa; Mollusca; Bivalvia; Ostreida; Ostreidae. The transcript is spliced from 2 exons. The record is from RefSeq and is a predicted model, not a curated record.